AUUAAGGUCAAGUGAUCUGUAUUGUUAUAUGUCAGAAAUGUAGAAAUUCCCCCCAACCAAAAUCUCUGUUAAGUUUUCUUCAAAAUUUGCGGCUUACGCAGCCCUUUCAAAUGGGAAAGACGACGCUAGAUGUGGUUGUCUUCGGGACGGCAAACAUCGAAUAUAUAACAUAUGUCCCGGAAUUGCCGAAACCCGGUGAACUUGUCGCCGGAACGUACAUGGAGACCUGUUUCGGUGGGAAGGGAGCCAAUCAGUGUGUAGCAGCUGCCAAAUUGGGGGCCUCCACUGUUUUGGUCGCCAAGUUGGGCAAGGAUGAAUCCGGAGAUGACUACCUGAACCACCUGCAACAGCACGAGGUUGAUGUCACGCACGUCCAGCAGGUGGAGAACAAUCCCACGGGCAUGAGUGAAAUCGCGGUCUCUGAGAAUGGAGAUCAGUACAAGAUCAACGUGGCUGGUGCGAAUGUCUUUCUCACGGCCAAGGAUGUGAACCGGGCUAAGAAGUCCUUUCAUGAUGCGAAGGUACUUCUCUGCCAACUGGAAACGGAUAUGAAUGCCACCAUGUGUGCGUUGCGCCAGUUCAAGGGGAUCUCCCUGCUCCACAUGUCGCCAAUGAGAAAAGACAUUCCAAAUGCCAUGAUUGGUUUGCCUAGUAUUUUGGUUGCGAAUCAGGAGGCAGCUGCCAACCUAACCGAUAUGGAGGAAGUGACAAACCCUGAUCAGGCACGAAAAGCAGCUGAAACUCUUAUCGGAAAGGGAGCCAAGAGCGUGAUCAUUACCAUGGGUGAGCAAGGAGCGGUUUACAUGUCCAAGAAGAGCAAGGAUAUGUGCACCCAUGUGCCCGCCUCCGAUGUGCCGCACUUGGCCGAUUCCUCGGGCGCCGGAGAUGCCUUUAUGGGCAGCUUGGCCUAUCACAUAGCUCGAUUUCCCAAACUGUCCACAGAACAUCAUAUUAGUGCGGCCCACUCCUGCGCCGCCUACUCCAUGGGCCGCCGCGGCACUCAGCCAAGUUUUCCGGGCAAGGAAAGCGCCAAAAAUGACCUGUGCUAUUCGACGCCCACCUUUAGUGUCAUUCCACCUUCUAGUCCGCAACAUGAAGAUGGAGCAAAAACGCCACCGCCUUCAAUAGUAGCCCCUACGCCCGAUGAAGCUCACUCCCAAAAGGAAGCUGAGGAAGAACCGCCACGACCUGCACCUCCACCACCGGAGGAUAAAAUUCUUGAAGCACCUCCACCAAGGACCUCCGAAGAACCUCCGAAAGUAGUGGAAACCUCCAACGAACCACCAAAGCCCGUUGAGACCACUGAUGAACCUCCAAAGCCUGCGGAGACCGCAGAUGAAGCUCCUGUGAAACCCGUGGAUACUGCUAAUGAGCCACCUGCCAAUAAAGCAUAACAUUAAACUAUUCGCAUAGAAAAUAUUAAAUAAGUAAUUAAGUUAAUAAGGAUUGAGAGGGCAAUAGAAAAAAAUUGUAGAAUUGAAAAUAAACGCAUCUGCGAAAUUAUUAAU
Drosophila simulans is the source of this 1508-nucleotide messenger RNA. RefSeq names its product ribokinase. The record is from RefSeq and is a predicted model, not a curated record. Gene Ontology annotation, molecular function: ribokinase activity. The coding region runs from base 111 to 1394 and encodes 427 amino acids. Gene Ontology annotation, biological process: D-ribose metabolic process. The transcript has 2 exons. Lineage: Eukaryota; Metazoa; Arthropoda; Insecta; Diptera; Drosophilidae.